UUCGGAGACAAUAUUGUGUCAAGUCACCGGUGCACCCGACGUCUGAGGAGCGGUCGGACCUUUUCAUGCAGGUACCCAGCCAGACCCUAGGAAAGCUAAGCGGGGGAUCAACUUGUAUCAGACCAUCGCCCUGCCGACAAGUUGCAGAUGUUCUGUUCCGGACGUGUCCUCAACGCGAUGAUAAUUGUGGACGAUCUUCUUAGCAACUGGACGUGGGGGCGUUUCCAGGGACAAGCCGUUAUAUAUGGUCGAGAGGGACACGGUCUCCUCAAGGACCGCCUUCUUGUUUACAUGCCCUUCUCCGCCUAAUUUUCGAGCCCAUGGCCACCACACUCCCUUCCUUCGUCGAGCUCAUGUCUUCUCUGGGCUUGGAGCAGACUGCAGAGUCUCAUUCUUUAUCAUCCCCACACUCUUCACCUUCAAUGCCGAACAUCACCCCGCCCUCUCCGGAUCGGUCAUGCUCUAGUCCCCCUCCUCCUCGCGACUAUGGAAUCUCACAAAACCGACGCGCGAGAUAUUCUCCGUAUUCGCCCGUGUUUCCGGCGUCUCGGCGGCGGGGCAGUAGCUCGUCGUCUUCGUCGUCAGAGCACGAGCGCCGUCCCGGCUCGACCUCACCCCAUUCGCCGUCCUCGCCUCGCUCACGACGACUCCGGGGAACUCUUACUGUGAAUGUCUACGAUUCGAAUUGCGACCUGCCAGCCAACACGCCGAUCUCGACCUAUGUGCGCCGUAAAACGCCAGGCGCUUCACCGACGUCGCCUACUUUUUCCCGCGCCACGUCAAGUUCGCCUGUGGCAGCAUCAACGGGGCCUCUCACGUUGCCGACUCUGCCCUCAUUCUUCCCUCAUUCUGCCAGUGUCGAGUCGUUCCCCAUCACACCCAAUCCCAACGUCGAAUCGUUGACUGGCAGCUCGCCGGCUUCCAUGGCCAAAGUCCUCCCUGAGGUGCACUCGGCUAGCGUGCAUGCGCAUCGAAUUUACCACACCGGAGUCCGUCUCUCCUCACCCCCAAUUGAUCGACGACAGGUGCAAACAGCUUGAUGAAGAAACUCUUGAAUUCCAGGGCAUCCAUCACUUGUACUUGUAGCUGUAUUAUAAGCAUCGCUGGACAAUCUCUAGCACUCACUCACUCACACUCACUGUCGUAUCAUCUUAUAUCCUUGCUCCCGUUUAUACCAUCGCUUUGGCCUGUUGCUCUGACCAUCAAUCGUGUGCGUCCUCGUCCUCCCCUGGGCACGAGCCGGCCAAAUCCUC
Messenger RNA from Mycena citricolor, 1253 nucleotides. The record is from the annotation of a GenBank genome assembly. Lineage: Eukaryota; Fungi; Basidiomycota; Agaricomycetes; Agaricales; Mycenaceae.